ACAACUCGUAUGCAACAAGCGUAGAUAGACGGGGUCAUCAUGACAAGCCUCGAUUUCCAAAGCCUCCUCAAGCAGGAGAAGGCGCUCCAACGAGUCCAGCUCGCCCAGAGCACCCGCACAACAGCGGUGCAACAAGAGGAAGAACCGGGCCCCACAAGCAGCAGUAGCAGUAGGUUGAGCGCUAGGCGGCGAGAUGAGGAGAGCAAGGUUGUGGGCACAAAGGAGCCGUCACCGCUCCUCGUGAAGCUUGCAGGGCGGCCGUCACUUGACAUGGAAAAGAUGCGAGUAGGCAACACUCCGAGCAUAUUCUACGUUCCCGACUUCAUCUCGGGGGCAGAUGAGCAACAACUGUUGGAGAGGAUACACGCCCAAGCGAGCAGUAACGAGUGGGUCACGCUGAGGUCACGGCGGCUCAAGUGCUGGGGAGGGCAGCCGGGGGAAAGCUUUCGUCCCGAGCCUCUGCCACCCUGGGUAGAUGCGCUCUGCGAGUCGCUGGUGGUUCGGGGAGUUUUCUCCGAGGAGACGCGACCGAAUCACGUCCUGCUCAAUGAGUAUCAACCAGGCCAGGGGAUCAUGGCCCACACGGACGGGCCGUUCUACGAGCCGCGCACGGCCACGCUCAGCCUGGGAAGCGACGCCGUGAUGCACUUCUCCCCUCGCAUAGAAACCAGCCGCAUCGGCAGGCCCGGGGUGGAAACGCGGCCUCAGGCGUCCCUGGUGCUGAGGGCGCUGUCGUUGGUGGUCUUCGCCGACGACGCCUACUCUCGGCUGCUGCACAGCAUAGACGCAGUCCGGGAAGAGACAGUUGGUUGCGGUGGCAGCAGCGGUGAUGUUGGCAAGCGCGGUGGUGGGGGGGUCGGCGGCGGCGCGCCUGUUAUUAACGGAGCGGCUGCGGGGGCACCGGAGGGAACCAUCCUCAGACGAAAGCUACGGGUGUCGCUCACGUUUAGGAGGGUGCGUGCUGCUGAUAGGGGUGAAGAAACCGGCGGCAGCGGACCAGAAAAAAACCCAGCUGAGCUGCUUGUGUAG
This is a messenger RNA of Ectocarpus siliculosus, 1029 nucleotides long. Lineage: Eukaryota; Phaeophyceae; Ectocarpales; Ectocarpaceae. The record is from the annotation of a GenBank genome assembly.